AUGCUGCACAGCCAUGGGAGGACUGAGGGCAGUUUUGUCAUCCUGGAGACAGGGUACGUCCCCCUCGCCAGCUACGCGCUCAAUCGGGGCAACUCGCCACGUUAUGGGCAACUAAACGUCAACGAGAGCGCGUUCGUCGAAUCCAAGAGCCUCUUCGUUGUCCCUCUAGAGCUCCCGGAGAACUGGACCGAUACGCGUGAGACGCUGCUGGAGGGGAUGCUCUUCAGCCUCAAGUACAUGGGCAUGACGCUGGUGGAGCAGCCCAAGGGAGAGGAGCUCUCUGCGGCCGCCGUCAAAAGGAUCGUCGCCACCGCGAAAGCAAGUGGAAAGAAACUGCAGAAAGUGACUCUGAAAGUCUCGCCCAGAGGGAUCGUGUUAAACGACAGCGGAACGAACGAGCUGAUCGAGAACGUCUCCAUAUACAGGAUAUCCUACUGCACGGCAGACAAGAUCCACGAUAAAGUGUUUGCCUACAUUGCCCAGAACCAGCUCAAUGAGAACCUGGAGUGCCAUGCCUUCCUCUGUACCAAACGGAAAAUGGCACAAGCAGUCACCCUCACUGUAGCCCAGGCCUUCAAAAUCGCAUUUGAGUUCUGGCAAGCAGCUAAGGAAGAGAAGGAAAAGCGGGAAAGAUCCAUCUUGGAAGGAGAAGGGACAAGCAGCCCCAGCUCAGAAGCCCCUGCCCACCCCGACGCAUCAGCAGCCACGGGGAACUUGCUGGAUUUAGAAGAUCCUGCCAAAUCGCCCCUGACCAGCAGCGCAAACUCCCCACACUUAGAUAACAGCAUGUUUGGGCCCAGCUCCUCUGUAAAUAACAACGUGGUGUGGGAAAUGGAUGAUGGUCUCGACGAGGCAUUUUCAAGACUGGCUCAGUCGAGAACAAACCCUCACGUCCUCGACACGGGACUGACGGCUCAAGACAUCCAGAGUGCAGAAACGCUCUCACCUGUAGACUGGAACAAAAUAGAUUCCAACACAGGCGAGAAAGAUGAUCUGUUCAUGUUUUGA
Athene cunicularia (burrowing owl) is the source of this 1008-nucleotide messenger RNA. RefSeq names its product low density lipoprotein receptor adaptor protein 1 (gene LDLRAP1). Lineage: Eukaryota; Metazoa; Chordata; Aves; Strigiformes; Strigidae. The transcript has 9 exons. The coding region runs from base 1 to 1008 and encodes 335 amino acids. The record is from RefSeq and is a predicted model, not a curated record. Gene Ontology annotation, cellular component: early endosome.